AUGCCACCUGAUGAUGAUGACAAGCCGAAAACCACCGAGCAAGAUGGAUUGCAAAAAAAGGCCACCUCGUGGACACUUGCUUCUUGGGUCAAGUUGGCAUUGACACUGGAUGGUCGCGACAAAAUCACCAAGGUCUUCCAGUACUCGGCACGCAUGUUGGCGUGGUGGUUUGCGGGACAGACCAACCAAGUGAAACGGUUCAAGGCGGUCCAAGCCAGUUUGACCACCAGGCGCAAGGCAUAUCGGUUGGGACGGUCCUUGAUUGAAAUUCAAAAGAUUCGAGACUCGGGCGUGUUGGAACUCUUUUUCGAUCCAACAACUUCAGGCAAGAAUGCCAAGGCGGACCCGGCUUGGAAGAUCAUUGGCAGUGCAUUGAAAAUGAUUGGUUUGCUGGGAUUUUGGGCGGGUGAUAACGUCAACUUUUUGACGGGCAGUGGACUCUUCGAUGACUAUCGAGUAGAAUCACAAAAAGAACGCAUCGCACGGCGGAAUCAACUCAAAACACAAGCCAAUCUCUUUGCCAAUCGAUUCUACUUUUUCGGUGCCGUGGCAGGUCUGGUCACCAGCUUGAGGGUCUACUUGACGUUUCGUCAAACGACACUCCAAGCGGCACAGGAACGACUUGUGGAGGCUACAAGUCGAGUAGAGGAAACCUGUGACAACGAUGAUGAUGAGCACACCAAGAGCAAACAGUUGUGGAAUGAAGCCAAACAGGCCAUGGACGUGGCAAAAGAGAAACAGUUCUCCAUCUUUGUCACACUGCUCAAGAGUUGCAUGGACGUGGUGGUCUUUAGCAACAACCCAGGCAUUGACCUCCACAAAAGGUUCCGAGGAAAGAAGAAUCAUGAAGGAUUCCAUUGUGUGUGUGGGCUCAUCUCGGCCACCACUGUACUCUACAACAACUUUCCCAAUGCCAAAAAGUAG
This is a messenger RNA of Seminavis robusta, 924 nucleotides long. NCBI's taxonomy places the organism in Eukaryota, Bacillariophyta, Bacillariophyceae, Naviculales, Naviculaceae. The record is from the annotation of a GenBank genome assembly.